Molecule: messenger RNA, 774 nt
Organism: Punica granatum (pomegranate)
Lineage: Eukaryota; Viridiplantae; Streptophyta; Magnoliopsida; Myrtales; Lythraceae
Source: RefSeq, a predicted model, not a curated record
AUGAAGUUCAGGAAGAAAUUCAGCAAGUCGACUGACGAAAUACUGCCUGACUGGCGUGACAAGUAUUUGGACUACAAGGAUCUGAAGAAGCGACUCAAACUGAUAUGUCCCGACAAAGAUGUUGAAACGAAGAAACGACCAAGAGUUGAUCUAGAGGCCACAGUUUGUGGAGAUUGCAAGGAUGAGACGGCGAAAAAGGUAUCUGCUUUUGAGGAGAAGUUGGAGGCUGAGGUCUAUAAGUUCAAUUGGUUUAUCAUGGAGAAUGAGGAAGAAUAUAUUAUCAAAUGGGAGGUAUUGAAAGAGAUUGCAGGUAAAGCCGAGGAUGUUGAGGAGUUAAUGAAGAUUUGUAGAGAAGUAGUUGAUUUCCAUGGCGAGAUGGUUUUGUUGCAGAGUUACAGCGCUCUAAACUACAUAGGAUUGGUGAAGAUCUUAAAGAAGUACAAAAAGCGAAGCGGGGCUGUCACUCGCUCGCCUAUAUUCCGAAUGCUUGUGCAGCAGCCUUUUUUCUCAACUGAGGUGCUUAACAGGCUUGUGAACGAGUGUGAGAGAACACUUGACUGCCUGUUCUUUGGAAAUGAACAAUUACUGCAUAACAAUGAUUCAAGGAACGAGAAUGGGCAGGAGCCGCGCAGAUUGCCUGAAGAACUUGGGGAGCUCGAGCACAUGGAAAGCAAGUACAAGAAAAUGACUCGCUUGGUAUUAGACACAUUGAUGGAGAUCCGAAGCGGAAGUUCGACACCUGGUGAUCACUCACUACCGCCUAUGCAAAUAUGA